This is a messenger RNA of Branchiostoma belcheri (Belcher's lancelet), 2042 nucleotides long. Its product is annotated as 3-methyl-2-oxobutanoate dehydrogenase [lipoamide] kinase, mitochondrial-like. Bases 190 to 1518 code for a protein of 442 amino acids. The record is from RefSeq and is a predicted model, not a curated record. Gene Ontology annotation, molecular function: pyruvate dehydrogenase (acetyl-transferring) kinase activity. Gene Ontology annotation, cellular component: mitochondrion. Lineage: Eukaryota; Metazoa; Chordata; Leptocardii; Amphioxiformes; Branchiostomatidae. Gene Ontology annotation, biological process: protein phosphorylation; regulation of glucose metabolic process. The transcript has 12 exons.
CCGGGCUUGUUAUUUAGUCGAAGAAGGCCCGUGGAGAGAGAAGAGUUUUCGUGGAGGUGGAAAGGUGAGGAUGGGGCAUCCUUACCGGAGAAAACUGAACUCUUUAAACUGCAAUUGGACAGAAUUUUUCUCAUAAGACCUUCGUUCGUUUCUUUUGGAAGAGUGUCGACCGCAAAUGCGCCGUCCACCAUGCUUCGUACCGUCGGAAAGUCGCUCUUCGUUUGCCCUCCCCACCCUAGCCUGGAGCUUUGCCCUGCCGUUUUGUUCUUUAGUCGGCCACGAUGCAGCGGUAUACCGUACGUCCCUCAACCCAGGGACAAGUCUGUCUCUGCUAGAUCUGUCAUCUCCUUCUACAACCAGAGCGCCAUCGACAUAGCAGCAGAGAAGCCAUCCGUGCGACUCACCCCCACAACUAUCCUGUAUGCUGGAAAAUCUCCAGACAACAGCCACAUUCUGCGGAGUGCGCAGUACCUGUACAAGGAACUACCGGUCCGCGUGGCUCACCGCAUCCGUGACUUCAGACAUCUUCCCUUCAUCGUUGGCUGCAAUCCCACAAUCCUUCAUGUGCAUGAGUUGUACAUCCGUUCUUUUCACCUGCUGUCAGAGUUCCCUCCUGUGGAGGAUUUUGAGUCUGAAGAGAAGUACACCAAGCUGGUGAAAGACCUACUGGACGACCACAAGGAUGUGGUCACCCUGCUGGCAGAGGGCUUCAGGGAGAGCAGGAAGCACAUCAAGGAAUACAAGGUGAUCCAAGACUUCCUGGACAGAAUGUUGACAUCGAGACUGGGGAUACGAAUGUUAGCCCAGCACCACAUAGCCCUGCAUCAGGAGAAGAAUCUGUUUCAUGCACAGCCAAACUAUGUGGGGAUCAUCUGUACCCAGAUGUCCCUCAAGAAGAUCAUAGAGAAAUGGGCAGACUUUUCCAGACAAGUAUGUGAGUACAAGUACGGCUACGCUCCCCGUGUUCGUGUCCUCGGACAUGUGGGAGUUGUGUUCCCCUACAUUCCUCUGCCACUGGACUACAUCCUACCAGAACUUCUUAAGAAUGCCAUGAGAGCGACCUGCGAGCAGCAUGCAGACAACCCUGUCAACAUGCCUGACGUGACUGUCACCAUAGCCAACAACGAUGUAGACUUCAUCAUCAGAAUCUCGGACAAGGGAGGCGGCAUGCCGCGUGAGAUCCUGGAGAAGGUGAUGCAGUACCACUUCACGACGUGUGGAAGUGAGAUGGACCCGGCCAGCGAGAACCUGGACGGACUGGGCACCAUGAUGUCAGCCAUGAACGAUGGACCCAACGGGGCAGGCCCCAUGUAUGGCAAGCGCCAGCAGCCCAAAGCUCGCAACCCUGACUCCGAAGACUCGGACUCUAAUGGGUUUGGAUUUGGGCUCCCGACUUCCAGAGCGUACGCCGAGUACCUGGGCGGAUCUCUGACGUACAACACCAUGCAGGGCAUCGGAACCGACGUGUACCUGCGUCUGCGUCACAUCGACGGGAACUACGAAAGCUUCCGCAUCUGAGCACGUCUGUCGUUGCUGACUGACUACAAGUUGAAGGGGGAAAAGUACCUGCUACUAGGCAUAGAUCGAAAUCAAUGUUGUCAUCUUGCAUGUAUCUGCUUUUAAAGAAGUAGGGAUAGACUUUUGUGGUACUGAAGGCAUCUGGGUGUUUUCCUUUGUCAUGGUUGUAGAUGCUGUGUAGCUGAUACAAAACAGCGCGUCUUGUAUUAUAUGUAUAGAUGGUUGAUUUUAGACCAACUUUUUUUCUCCAUUAUUUUUUUUUGUUGAUCUUAUGAAACCUUGUCGCUUGAUGGGUUUUAUCUCAUAAAUUAUGGCGCCUUUUAUUUAAGUUGAAUGUUAUAGGGGGCCUUGUUUAUGAAAAAAGAUUGUUUCUCCUUUUUUUUAUAAUUGUUGAAUGUGAGAAAGGUUGUGAAUCAUGCAAUUAUGCUAAGGCCAGACAAAUUUCAUAUCAUAACUUGUUUCAUUGAUUACGUUUGCCAGAAUGUAUGGCUGGAAAAAUACACAAACUGGUGGUAAAAAGUCUU